AUGAAUUAAUAAAAUAGUGAUCUGAAAUCAUAAGUCAUAGAGUAUUUUGAAGAAUUGUAAAAUAAAUUGAAUCAAAUUGGAUAUUCAGAUAUACGUGUAAUACUUCCAGAUGAUAUUACAGUAGCAUUUAAAUAUAUUACUCGCAUUCUAGAUUAAUUUAUAGAGUAUAAACUUAUAUAUAUAUACAUUAAAGAUUACAUUAAGAGAUAAGAGAAUAAUAUGAAUUAUUGGAACAAUCAUUAUAAAAGAUUGAAUCUGAAAAUAGAUAUCACAUUCAUGUUCAUUUUAUCAUUUAUUUUAGAUAGAACAAAGAUUAAAAAUUCAUUGUGAUUAAUUAGAAGAGAGUCUUAUUUAAAAAGAUGAAUAAUAAAAAAUUCUUUAAAUGAAAAUUGAAGUAAUCAUUAUUUCAAUUUUAAGUUGUAUGAAAGAUAAAUUAUCAAAUUAAAAAAAGAUAUAGAUGUUGCAUCAAGAAGAAGAAUAGAAACUGAAAAGAGUGUAACUGACACUUAAUCAAGAGUAAGUAUUUUAUCUAAAAGAAGCAAUAUUUAAUGAUAAAUGGAAUACCAUCAUAAUCAACAAUCAAAUAAAUAAUAAAACCAAAGACUCGAAUAUAAACUGAAUCUAUAGAUAUCAAUAAAAUUAGAUCUGUCUCAUCUUUAGAUUAUAAUAACUUUUCUGUUUUAAUUAGAAGAAAUGAUGAACGAAAAAAGAGGUCAUCCACUAUUUAAAUCAAUAAAAAAAAGUGA
Messenger RNA from Paramecium pentaurelia, 746 nucleotides. Lineage: Eukaryota; Ciliophora; Oligohymenophorea; Peniculida; Parameciidae. The record is from the annotation of a GenBank genome assembly.